AUGGGCAAUCGGUUCGGGCUGUCCGUCCCCCGGCGGCUGCCCGGCGCGUUGCGAUACCUCACGCCCUUCCUCCUCGGGUCCAUUGCUACGUCUCUUUGGACCGCCCUCGUGCACGUCUCCCUCAUCGGGUCCCCCUCCAUACACCCCGUCACGCGGCAAGCGCCCGGCUGGAGCGCGGCGGACUUCCCCGCACGCGACCCCCUAGAAGAGGAGGCGAAUAGCUACUCCACUAUCGACCGGGUCCUUUACAAGGUGGCGGCCACCGUCGGGCACGAUGCGCAGGAGCUGAGUUUCGACGUCGGCGUUGGCUUCAAAGGGUGGUACGGAGGGUUUGACGUUGCCGGCACGAGCUUCUGGGGGGACCUGCAGCGCGCGUGUCCGCCGUGCAACUUCUACCACGAGGAGGAGAAGCCGGACAUCAUCCUCGCGUCCGUGUACGAGCCACCGCAGACGAUUGACAAGAACGGCGCGAUCUUGAUUCUGUUCACUCCAGAGUCUCUGGACUGGGAGUUUUAUCUCGACUGGAAGCGCGAGGUGUUCGACCUGCCCGCGGAGGAGACGGCGGUUGACUUCGCCUUCGGGUACCUGCCUGGCACGCAGCGAGCCAAGCUGCUCCUCGCCGCGACCUUCACCUUCGUGCAGCACCACCGCCCGAUCAUCGCGCACACCCCGGAGUGGCUCGGCAGCGCGCUCGGCGAUGCGGAGUACGUCGACAGCCAUACCAAGCCCGACGCGAGCUUGAUCGACGGCCGGAACGGCCAGGUGGCGCUCGUGGCGCGCUCGGACUACCUGGGAUUCCGGGACACGCUCAUCGAGCAGCUCGGCAAGGUCGCGCAAGUGGACUGCCCCUCGGAUCUCGGACACAACAUGCCCAGUCUCGACGAGCAGGGCCUCAGCAAGAUCGACUUCUUCCGCAAUCACCUCUUCUGCGCCGUUCCAGAGAACACUCAGACCCCCGGCUACGUCUCCGAGAAGCUCUUCGACGCCGCACGGGCCGGGUGCAUCCCCAUCUACGCCGGCGACGUGCCCCCGGAGCCGCACGUGUUCAACCCCGACCGCAUCAUAUUCGCUCGCACGAUGGACGAAGACGGCGCCAAGGACGUCGCGGCCCAAGUCGAGGCCCUCCUGAACGACCGCGCGGCCCUGGAGGCGAAGUUCGCGCUGCCGAUCUUCCGCCCCGGCGCCGUCAAGUCGCUCACGGCAAUGCUGCAGGACAAAAACCUGCUCUUCGACGCCGCCGUGCGGCUCGUGCUGCUCCGGAAGCUCGAACGCGUAUACGCACCUGAGCCGGGUGGUGGGUCGCCGCCGUAG
Pedinophyceae sp. YPF-701 is the source of this 1311-nucleotide messenger RNA. The record is from the annotation of a GenBank genome assembly. Lineage: Eukaryota; Viridiplantae; Chlorophyta; Pedinophyceae.